UGUGUGGUUAUAAAAUAAACCCAUUACAAGUAAUAUCUGCCAUAACAAACACUCUUUCAUUGUCUGAGCUCAUUUCUGAAACCAAAAAUAUGGAUCUUGGAACCGCGUUGUCCGUUGCUCAAACUCUGUUUGCUUCUCUUCAAUGUUCGCAGCUCAAAGAAUUGAGCUCCUUUUUUGGCGUUGGGUAUAAAUCCCAACUUGAAGACCUCCAAGAGACUGUCUCCACUGUCAAGGCUGUGCUCCAAGAUGCUGAGAUCAAGCAGGACCAGCUUUCUUCUGAAGCACAACUCUGGAUUCAGAAGCUCAAGGAUGCUGUUUAUGAUGCUGACGAUUUGUUCGAUGAGUUCGUCACUCUUGUUAAGCAAAAGCAGCUCAUCAAGGGUCAGAAACUCUCCAAAAAUGUGAGUCUCUUCUUUUCUCGUUACAAUCCUAUCAAGAUGGCUCACUCUAUGUCCCAAGAGGUUAAGAAAAUUCGGAGGAAGUUUGAUGCUAUUGCCAAUAAUCACUCUCAAUUUGGCAGUAGUAUUGAUCCUCAGCCUAUCAGGAGGAGGAGGGAGGAGACAUGUUCUUACAUCUGUGAGGGUAGUAUCAUUGGGAGAGAGGAUGACUUGGAGGAACUUGUAGGUCAUCUGUUGAAUUGUUCAACCAUUCAACAAGAUGUUUCUUUCCUCACUAUAGUGGGAAUCGGAGGAUUGGGGAAAACUGCUCUUGCCCAACUGGUGUAUAAUGAUCCAAGGGUCACAAGUGCAUUCCCAUUGAGGUUGUGGACUUGUGUCUCUGAUCAUGAUCAGGAGCAGUUGGAUGUGGAAAGUAUACUUCGUAAGAUUUAUGCUUCAACUGGUCAAACGCAUGAGGAAUCUACCAUAGAAAGGUUACAAAGCAAACUUCGAGAAAAAUUAUCAAGCAGCCAAUACUUGCUUGUUUUAGAUGAUGUAUGGACUGAGAAUCGCAAUCACUGGCUUAAGCUUGUAGAGUUCUUAUUGGGAGGCCAGAGGGGAAGUUGGGUUGUGGUAACAACACGGUCGCACAAGACAGCCCAAAUUGUAGGGGGUGGUAAAAAAUAUGAGCUCCAAGGGUUGUCAAAGGAGAAUUCAUGGUCCUUGUUUAAGAAAAUAGCAUUUGGAUCAGAACAAUUAAGCCCUCACGAAGAUUUGUUGAAGAUUGGCCGAGAGAUUGUUGAAGGAUGUGCCAGUGUUCCUCUUGCCAUAAGAGUGGCAGGGAGUCUUCUGUAUGGUCAAGACAAGAGUAGAUGGAUAUCAUUUCAGGAGAUUGGGUUAUUCAACUUGAGAGAAAGCCAAAAGGACAUCAUGCCUAUACUCAUGUUUAGUUAUCAUCAACUUGAAUUGCCCCUCAAAAGUUGUUUCACAUACUGUGCAUUGUUCCCAAAAGACACUGUCAUAGAGAAGGAGUUGUUGAUAAGCCUUUGGUUGGCACAGGGCUACGUUGUUCCGUUAGAUGAUGGUCAAAGGUUGGAAGAUGCUGUUGAGGAGUAUUUUACUAUUCUGAUGCGGAGAUGUUUUUUUCAAGAUGUAGAGCAUGAUGAAUAUGGUGACAUUAUUUCGUGUAAGAUACACGAUCUAAUGCAUGAUAUUGCUCAAAAUGUAGCAGGGAAGGAAAUUUAUUUUGAAAAUUCUGUAACAGACAUUAUGGAUAGAGAAGUCCGACAUAUUUCCCAUGUACGAAGUUGGACAUCCGUUCGUUCUAAGACCCACAUUCGUUCCUUACUGGAUUUUCGUGCAUGGUAUUUUCGUGAUGUGAUUGACGAAUCUUCCUUGAAGGCAUUAGUAGCAAAUUGGAGGUUUUUGAGGGUGUUGGAUUUGAGUAAGUCACGUAUAGAAUGUUUGCCGCACUCAAUAGGUGAAUUGUUGCAUUUAAGAUAUUUAGAUCUCUCAUACAAUCGUGUGCUGGAUGUGCUUCCUCAAUCAAUUACCAAGUUAUAUAAUUUACAGACAUUGAAAUUAUGUGAGUGCAGACAAUUGAAAGAGUUACCAAAAGAUUUGAUGAAGUUGGUUAACUUGAGGAUAUUAAAGAUAAUUGAUUGUGUUAGCCUGACUAAUAUGCCAAAGGGCUUGAGUAAGUUGACUUGCCUUCGUGUGCUGAGUAUGUUUGUAAUGGAUGGAUCAAAGGCAAGUCAGAAGCAAUGGUUUGAUCAACUGGGGGAGCUAAAAAGACUUAACAGCCUGAAAGGUGAUCUUUCUGUCAGAAUCAGAUUUUUUGAAAAUGCCAGAGCAGUUAAGGAAGAUAUAGAUAGGGAAGGAGCAUAUUUGAGGGAUAAGGAACAUCUCAAAUUUAUUAGAAUAAGCUUUGAGAUUAGGGGGAAUGAUGAAGAAGCAAGGAGAUUAAUGGAAGAGCUGCAACCACAUCCGAAUCUCAGGGGAUUACAGUUGCGAAAUUGUGUUGGCAUGAGAAUGCCGAGUUGGGCUUGGGAAAAUAAGUUGGCGACCUCUCUCCCUAAUCUUAAUAUAUUGGAUUUUUUAGACUGCUGGAUGGAGGACUUGACAUGCCUGGGAAAUCUGCGUCAUUUGGAAUUCCUUAAACUUUCCCGCUGUCGGAAAUUGAAGUACAUUUUUGAAAAGAGUGCAUUAGCAGGUGGCAGUGAUCCAAAUGGAUUAUUUCCCCGCCUGAGAAAGCUGGUUAUGGACUACCUUCCACAGUUGCAAGGAUGGACAAAUAUAGGGGAGGGGGUGGGAGAUAAUAAUCAUAUUAACAGCAGCUUCAGCAUGGCACCAAUACCACUUCCUCAAUUGACGUUUUUGUUCAUAUCAAAUUGCCCAAAUUUAAUAUCGAUUCUGCUAUGUCCCAACUUAGUAGAACUACAUAUCUAUUGGUUCAAUAAAAGACUCCAAAUAAUUACGAAAUUGGGGAAUGAAAAGGCGGAUGCAAGUGGCAGUACUACUGGUUCUUCAAAUGUUAUUUCCAAACUCAGGGAAGUUUGGCUAGAUGAUGUUCUAUGGCUUAAUUCGUUUCCCAGAGAAGUAAUUCAGAGUCUUGAUGAGCUGCGUAUGUCGUCUGAGUUGGAGAGUUUGAAAGAAGCUGGGGAUGUGUUCAGUAGCUGCUCGUCUUCCCUACGAUCCUUGAGAAUCGAAAAAUGCCGCAAAUUGAGGAGUGUUAUUUCUGGAGGAUUGGAACAUCUCACUGCCUUGCAGGCUUUAACAAUCUCUGAAUGCCCAAAUGUAAAUUUAUUGGGAGAAGAAGAGGGAAUGAACACUAUUGGCAUGCCAUGGCCAUCCUUUUCUCACUCCCUCCGUAACUUGACAUUGGAUAAUCUCCCACAGCUUGUGGAUCUUCCAAAUUGGAUGCAAUCUUUGGCAGCCCUCCAGACCCUCCAUAUUGGGCGUUGCUCGGGAUUGGAAUGUAUGCCGGAUUGGAUGCCUAAACUGACUUCCCUCAGGAUACUUCGACUCUAUGAAUGUUCAAAACGCCUCAAGGAAAGAUGCCAACAACCCACUGGGGAAGACUGGCCUCACAUUCAACACAUCCCCUCCAUUAAACCGAUAUGAUAAUGCCCAUCCAAAGAAACAAAGUUUCUGCAGAAUUGCUGAUGUAGGUUAUGAUCUUCACUUGGGUUCAGAGGCUUUGAUUUGCUCGUUAGUAUACAGAAAACCAGAUUUGCACACAUUCGUCGUACCCAGACCUGAAAUCAAGUUUCAGAGAAGCUCAGUUCCACGUUAAGUUUGGAGGCUGGAAGGGAGUAUAGGGUAUGCAUAACGUCAAAAUCUUCGGUGAAAAAAAAAGUCACAGCUGAUAAUUAGUGAACAACCUUACCUUUCAGAGUUUAGAUCUUUGUGUGAUAAUUUGAAUCUUCACUUAGCCUCACCCUUUUAUUUGCUUGCAGAGUACAGAUCGACGAGGACUUGAAUGCAUUUGUUGGUCUGUCCUACUCAACCGGAAUACAAGAUCCAUGUUAUACUCAUUUGCCAACAUGCCAAGAUGAUCUCUUACUGUAAAUGGCAGCACUACAUCCAGCUUGAAAAGUUCAUUCUCUGUCCUAGACCUCGCGACAACUUUUAUGGCUAUUACAGCAAACUCUUUUGGUCUGUCUUCAGUAUGUGUGUUGGUGUAUCCGCUUAAAUAUUCUUCCUUUUUACAGUACUAUUCUCACUAUAUUGGUUUGCCAAGUGAAAUAUUCUAUGGCUACUUUCAUAUUUAUUACAGUAUCACUAUGCUCAAAUUUAUCACUCAAUCAGCAACUUCUUUGUCUCUUGAUUUUGCUAGGAGAUUGGUUUUACGGCUCAACCUGGAAAAGUUUGUGCUACUUAUCUGUUUAA
Molecule: messenger RNA, 4268 nt
Organism: Chenopodium quinoa (quinoa)
Lineage: Eukaryota; Viridiplantae; Streptophyta; Magnoliopsida; Caryophyllales; Amaranthaceae
Product: disease resistance protein RGA2-like
Exons: 3
Coding region: 90-3500 (1136 amino acids)
Biological process (GO): defense response to other organism
Molecular function (GO): ADP binding
Source: RefSeq, a predicted model, not a curated record